CUCGGCAGCUUUUAUUACUUAGCCCCGUGGAGCACAUGGGUAUUCGUGAUCUUGGCUGGGCAACAAUGAAGUUGUGCGGGUUUUGUUCUUUGUACCAUAUGUGCUGAUGCAUGCAGGCCAUUGCCUGGUUUUGUGUCCGUACAGCAGCUAGCACACGUGGUUGUCACCUGGACCCUUGAUAGUGUUGACUACUGUAGGCCAUGAAAUUUUAGUCUGGUUUAUAGUUUAGCACUGACUUCUGAGCUCUGUUGUCAUAAAACUUAAAGUGGCUGGCAAGGCACCAUCCUUGGACAAUUACACGCUGGGACACUGAUCAGUCAACACUAUACUGCAGACAGUGGGAUGGCAUUUGUGGCCUGCAGUUGGCAAAGGCUGUGUUUAUGUUUUUCAGUGUGAUCAAACUGGGGGAAAUCACAAUACUUCUGUGUUAACUUGCUGUACACAACAAAUUUGAAGUGGAUGUAACUCAUAACUGUUUGCAGCUUUGGAGCAGGCCCCCGCGUGUUGACUUCUUCUUCUUGUGUGUCGGAUCACUUCUCUUGGAUUAUUUUUUUCGUGACAAAUUGACCCGACUGAUCGUCCAGUUAAACGUUCCACUCAUGUACUCAUCCCCAAUGGUUCUCAAGCCCCGCCUUAAGGAAAUUAUGAAGGAUCACAGUGACAGCCGAACACCUGAAUCUCCAGUGGAACAGACUACCAUGAAUAAGCUUGCAACCCAGACGUCACCUAGUGCUGUAGCUAUGGCAACACAUCCUAGGUCUCUGUCUACAAACUCAGCUUCAGGUUCGUUGGUGAAUGGGAUGCAUUCUCCGCACAGCGUGAACAGCACCCCGUCACCCCCAAGCAACGUGACCGGUAUGACCCCAGCAGGCCAGGAGCUCCCCCCAGCCUGUGGGGCCAGGCAGCUUAGUAAACUCAAGAGAUUCCUGACGACACUACAGCAGUUUGGCUCGGACAUCUCGCCUGAAAUUGGCGAGAGAGUCAGGAAUUUAGUCAUGGGACUCGUGAAUAACGCGUUGACGGUGGAAGAUUUCCACCACAAACUUCAGGAAGCAACCAACUUUCCCCUCAGACCAUUCGUGAUUCCAUUUCUCAAGGCUAAUCUGUCUCUGCUGCAACGGGAGUUGAUGCACUGUGCUAGAUUAGCCAAAAUGACACCCUCCCAGUAUUACAUGCAGCACGAGCAGCAGAUUCUGGACGGCAAAGCCGUGCCGGCGGAAGGGGAAGCCGUGACGGAUAUCAACGAAAACGGUAAACGACGAACGCCGGACGACAGAAUAAUGGGGCGACCCAAAGAGAACGGUGCCGACCACAACAUGACGGAGGUCCCCCUUCCCAAGAGGCAUUGCUCCGUCAGCCCCGGCAGUAUCCAUCUGACGACGCCGCCCCAGGCCCCCAACCACUACCCGGCCGCUGCCAUGCCGCAUCAUCAGAUUCGUAUGGAGGACCUAGCCCACGCCCGGGAGAUGAGGGAGAUGGCCCGGGAGAGAUACGAACGGGAACGGGACAGGCACCCAGGAUACAGUUUUCCAGCUAGAGAGCACGUCUACCCCGAUCAAAUGUUUCUUGACGAUAGAAUAGAGGACGACUGGAAACAUGUCGACACGAUGCUGCAAUGCAUUGUGGGUAUGGUAGAGAAGACCAAACGUGCCCUGGCCGUGCUCCACCAGCGCAGCAUCCAGGACCGCGAGGAACUGUCGCUGUGGGCCCGCCGACACACCGAAAGCACCGAGCAGGAUCUGAAGAAGCGCGCCGACGACUUGAUACCCCACGGCCUGCGGGGGAACGAGGAGCGCAUCGCCGAGGUCAAACGGCGGGCCGGCGGGCCCCGGAACUCUCUCAGACUGGGUGAAUGCACUUUCCAACAUCUUUCAUUCGAAGAAGCCGUGAACGAGGUGAAGCGCCAGGCGGUCUCGGAACUGCAGAAGGCCGUCGCGGCGGCCGAGCAGAAGGCCAACGAGAUGGUGAACGCCGAGCGAGCCAAGCUGGACCAGGCCGUGGUGGACGCACGCCGGCAAGCUGCUGACAAUGUGGUGUCUAUGCUGAACCAUCAAGAGGACUCGAGCGAGAGUUGUUGGAACUGUGGACGCAAGGCCAACGAGACGUGUAGCGGCUGCAACACUGCCAGGUACUGUGGAUCGUUCUGCCAGCACAAGGACUGGGAAACCCACCACCGCGUGUGUGGACAGUAUGCUGCGCAGGGUACCAGUGCACAGGGUACCCGGGACACGACAGCACCCCAGGCGGCCGGUAGCAAACCCAUGGCGGCGAUCGCUGCGUCCUCCGCCGCGGCAAGUCCCGCAGAAUCCAGUCAUUCUAACGUCUCGACGGCAGGCUCCCCUCCUGCUGCUAUCGCCGUAACUGCGGAGGCCGCUCGGUGAGGGCGAAGCGAAGAGUAACGAGACGACAACCAACCAUUAUACAAUCCUCACCAGUGUUUACAUUUAAAAUGUCUCAACAAUUUGUACUAUGUAUAUAAAGAGAAGUAUGUAAUAUAUCUAUGGAAACAAAAAGUAUUAUUACUUUCUUGCCAGCUUUCAAGUUGUGUAAAAAUUUGGCAGAAUCGUUUGCCUGGCUUUACCCACACACCGAAUGGAUAAACUUCCCUUCUAUCAAAUUGGCUUCGUUUAUGUGUGCUGCUUUAAAGAGUGUAGACUGAAGUUUUUUUGGUUUGUUUUUUUUUUUUUAAGUUUGAACAUUUUCUCAAUACUUUCUGUCAAGAUAUUACCCACACUUUUUACCUGUACUGACAAUACUUGAAUGUACAAUGAAAUCAAAACAAAGUGUAACAUUGAAUGAAACGAAUACAACACUAACUUUCGACAUUUAUGAAUGGCAGAAAAUCUGUGUUUGGCAAAAGAGAGGGAAAGAAAUGAAUGACUGCAGUUUUUAAUAUGCGUAUGAUUUAUUCAUUUGCGGGCAACACAAUACAAGACAUUCAUGAUCGGCCUAACGUGAACAACAAUGUUAAUCAGAUGGUCCUCAGAGCCUGUGAACACAUAAUGAGUCCGAUGCUAGAACGUCCCCAAUUCCAAAAAAAUCGCAAAAAAAAAGUUUCCCCAAGCCGUCAAAACUAAUCUCUACAUUUCUUGAUAACUUCUACGGAUUGCCAAAGGAUAAUGAAGAUGAUUUAGAAUGUGUAUUCUUGAAUGUUACUAAACUUAAGUUUUGUUAAAUUUAUAGUUUAAAUUCACCUUUUUUGUUUUUGCAUUCGCGCACCUCAUACUAAGUUCAAAUGAAUGUAACAUACAUACAAACGACCUAUCAGACUAGAAAUGACUCUUUAUAGGGAAUCUUAAAUAAACGAAGACCCAAAAUACA
Molecule: messenger RNA, 3321 nt
Organism: Patiria miniata (bat star)
Lineage: Eukaryota; Metazoa; Echinodermata; Asteroidea; Valvatida; Asterinidae
Product: protein CBFA2T1-like
Exons: 10
Coding region: 600-2381 (593 amino acids)
Biological process (GO): negative regulation of DNA-templated transcription; DNA-templated transcription
Cellular component (GO): nucleus
Molecular function (GO): transcription corepressor activity
Source: RefSeq, a predicted model, not a curated record